Pelobates cultripes (western spadefoot toad) is the source of this 11846-nucleotide messenger RNA. The record is from the annotation of a GenBank genome assembly. Lineage: Eukaryota; Metazoa; Chordata; Amphibia; Anura; Pelobatidae.
CUUUGAUGUGGACAAUGGCACGUCGUCGGGACGUAGUCCCCUGGAUCCCAUGACAAGCCCAGGGUCGGGGCUGAUUCUUCAGGCCAACUUUGUCCAUAGUCAAAGAAGGGAAUCCUUCUUGUACAGGUCAGACAGCGAUUAUGACCUCUCUCCAAAGUCCAUGUCCAGAAACUCCUCCAUUGCUAGUGACAUGUAAGUAAUCACACAGCUGUCAAUCAGUAUUCUAUCAAUGACUGUUGUUUUAUCUGUGAAUGCUUUAUCUUGCUCUUUUACGGUUUUACAAACUGUAAAUGCUCCUAAUUAAUUUGUUUUGAUCUUUAAAAUAUGGAUCUUUAAAAUUAUAGCAGUUUAAUUGUUAUUAGGUACUUUUAUUAUUAAUGCCAGUAGCUUGAGUUUUAUGGAUUUCAAUUUCUUGAAUUGUUUUGGAUUUAUUAGAUUUAAUAGGUUGGGACUAAUUUACUUCAUGAGUGUUCUCCUCCCAGAAGACAUUAAAAUUGACCUUUAUUUAAAAACAAAAUUAUAUUUCAACAUCAUGUUCCAGGGGGGUACAAAGAAGACUAAUGCAUUUAGUGUCGUGCAAGGCACUUCCUCUGAGAUUUCUCUGGGAAAGUGCUUUGCAUGACACGAAACGCAUUAGCUUCUCCAUUCUUUGUGUCACCCUGUGUAUUGUAUCCAAAUAUAAUUUUUUAUUGAAUAAAGGACGAUUUUAAUCCGUUUGAUGGAGUACGCCAUUAAAGUCCUGAUUGCAGGACCUGGCACGAGUGAUGUAUUGUUUGAAUUAUCACUGCCCUGUCCUGAAGUCACUUCCCAUGUGUUCAUUGCUCCAGCUAAAUCAAUCAACUUCCAUCCAAGAUGGUGAACUACACAACAAGAUUUAAUUACACCAAUACUUAUAGCCCAGGCUUCCCUCUGUCAUCUAGGAUCAAAAUCCCCCAUGCCUGUGGCUUAUGUUAGUGAGGAAACCAGAAUAUAAUUGAAGGAAAAUAAAUAUCUUCAAACAGAACACACAAUGGAGGUGUUAGUGAAAGAAUGUAUUUGCCACUCUCCCGUCCUUUGUCUACACAGCUACCCACCAUAUAAUCUCUUAAUGUACCCAACAUUACGUUUCUUAUCUAUCUUUUCAGACGCUACUUGUUUACUAUCUUUCUCCAUUGUUUUUCACUUAUCUCCACUGACUUUCUUUUUCCAGCUUUACCACCACUGUCUUUAUACACCUAUAUACAUAUUUUAUUAUUUUUGCUUCUCAGUUUCAUUCACUCUAUUUCCACAUUUUUUCACUCUGCACUACACAAACAUAACUGAUGUUCUUGUUGUCUUUAACAUUUCAACAACUCCCCUAACAAUUAUCUCCUGUUAGAUGUUUUACCCGAGGACACUUACUGGCAAAGUUUUCUGACUACGAUUAAAAACCCAAGUUUACCAGUUUUAAGGCAGUGGCAUUACCACUCUAACCAUCCGAUGUAUUUAUUAUGACAAAGCACGUAUCAUCUCAAGAUAGUUCCAUGAAUGUGUAAAUCAACUCAAUGUACUCCAAUGACUGUUAUUAGGUCUCAAUCCAAUAUAUCACCUGUGGGAUUUGAUGAAACAAGAGAUUUGCCUGAUGAAUGUACACCUGACAAAUCUGCAGGAAUUGUAUGAUGUCAUCAUGUCUGCAUGGACCACAAUCUCUAAGAAAUGUUUCUGGCAACAUGAUGACUACAUGUCAUAAAUAAUUCAUAAUAUACUAUUUUAGUGCAAAAUCAUGUCCUACUCGGUAUUAGAAGGGUUUACCAAUUAAAGUGUCUCUGAAAAAUAUUCACAUUUUGACCCUGUAAUUGGUCUAUAUAACAUUAAAUUCAGACGUGUGGGGUGGGAUAUUUCCUUAAACCACUGAAAUAAACAGUCUUUGUACGAAAACAGUCAAAGAAAUGCUUUGUCAUGUAACCUCAUCUUUUAGUUUAACAAUUGUAUUGUAAGUGAAGCUGUAUUGAUGGGGCUGAAUCCUAUCAACACUCCGCAUGUAUCACAACUAUGAUAUAGUGGAAAUAUUUGCAUUUCACAGUUGCUUACAAUUAUAGACCUCUUCAUUGUGAAAUUCUUUUAAAUUCAGUAGUUGAGUUGCAAAGACACUGACUCUAUCAUUAUCAACAAUGAGAGGAACAUGUGUAAACUGAGAUAAGAGCUAUGGAAUGCAGAAUAGUGUCUAUAAAUAAAAGUAGUACAGUCAUUUGUAAAAUAAUCCUCCUGGAAUUCUUUGAUAGCACAUGCGAGAACGUUUGAUUAUAGUCAUAACAGAAUGGCAUGGAAAUGAUAAACAAGAUAUUAAGUUAUUUUACCCUGUUUAGUUUUUUAUGGCACUUAGAACUGAUCUGCCUUGUUGUAAAGGAGAAUAAUUGAAGUUUCAGGGGGAGUAAGCAAUAGAAUAUAAAGUAUGCGGUAAAUGGAUCUUAAAUAUAAGUUAUUUAUAUACAGUGUGUGUGUGUGUGUGUGCAUGUUUGUGUGUAUAUAUAUAUAUAUAUAUAUAUAUAUAUAUAUAAAAAUAUAUAUAUAUGCAAUACUCUAAGCAUUAUGAAAACUUAAGUGAUUUGAAGUGGUCAUGGUGCUGGAUUCUGUAUGUGGUGGAUUUAACGGAUAAUUACUGCACAUACACAGUUAAAGAAGUUGUAACUCCAAUCCUGGCAGUCUCAUAAGCCAUCGUGGAACUCUCGUUCCAUUCUGGCUAAUGUUAAUUCUGUGCAUAAAAGGUGUCUGUCAUCAGCACGCAUAGCAUGAUGGUGACAGGGGACCAAUGGCAGCAUGGCACCUGCUCUAUGACGCCUAUGUCCCCUCCUCAUCAUGGGGUGUCACUCCCCGUGCAGUGAGAGGAGUGACAUGUACAAACAGGGUUUAUACUGUAAGUAGAACAUGGCCUUCUCAUGGGAUAGCAGGUACGUUUUGACUGUCUUCCUUUUUAUUACUUUUUUAUGUAGGGUAGGGGGAGGGGCAUUCCAGCAAGGGUUACUAUACAGCCAAAAAACGAUGUUUAAUGAAACACAGGUUUUGUUGAAUUAACUCUUUAACCCCUCUGCACUAAGCACAUUAGAAAAUGUAUUUGGAAUUGUUCACUUUAUAAUAUCAAUGGCAAUGACAAUUUGUAUUCACCAAAUUGAUAUCUUAUCACACUGAGAAAGGUCGCUUGCACCAAAUGUAUUUACAUUUUUGAAGAAAAAUAUUUGUCUGCAAAUUCAAAUCUUUGAGAGUACAGUAUGAUGCAUAGCUAUUCAUCCCUCUUUAAUGUUUACUACAUUUUACAGUGUUAGAAUCUAGAAUUAAAAUGUAUUUUACUGGGAAUGUUACCAUUUGUUUUUCACAAAACAUAAUGAACACCUUGAAGGUGCAAAAUAUUUAUUUUCUUGAGUAACACAAGUUAAUUAAACAAGUAAGAUCAGUAUUAGACAUUUUUGGUUGCACACAUAGCCACCCUCCUGUGUUAAUACUUGGCAGAACUACGUUUGGCUGCAGUUACAACUGUUAAUAAUUUGUCCUUAGAUGUCAGCACUCCGCCUCUUCCGAUGUCAUCUGACAGGGUAGGUGGCCUAAUACACAUGCGCAGUGAGCUCGGAGAACACAUUAGACUUUCCUAUGGUUAUUUACUAAUGCUGGAUGUCCUCAUGCAGAGGGUGAGGAUGUCAAGCAUAAGUUAGGGCACCAAAAGUCCGUUAGAAUCCAGGAAGCACCUCUACUGGCUGUCUGACAAUUAUUGCCUUUCUCAAAAGCUGCCAUGAUUUACAUCUGGAUACUGCAUCCGGACCACUUCAAUUAGCUGACCAUUAAAAAAAUAACCACAAGUGUUAACAGAGAGCAGUUAAUCAAUUUGAUGAGGGUGGAGUUGCAUAGGGUGCUAUAGAGUACAUGAGGGCGAGAAGAAAGAUGGAACCUGGUAGGCGGUUGAAAUAAUGCCGUUGGGUGAUAUUGCCAAUUUUUUCACACAAUGUCUUCUUAUUUUACAGACAUGGAGAUGACUUGAUUGUAACGCCAUUUGCUCAGGUAUGUAAUGCAAAUAGAAUCUGUUCACAAGGCAUGCUUAUAAUUUAGACCAGUCCACUAAUAACAGAUACAGGGCAUCAUCCCAUUGUACAGCGCUACGUAAUUUGCUGGCGCUAUAUAACUGGUAUAAUCAUAAUACUAAUCGUUGAUCAGCAGCUGGAAAGAGAAAACCAACACCAAAUGGUAAAACAAAAAGGGGGUAAGAGUCUGCGCUUACUCAAAUAAGCAGCAACCCUAAAAGGGGAAUCCCUCAAGAAACCCUUUGAGAAACAGGAAAAUACAAGAAAAGGGGGUUAAGGGCUGUGCUUGAACAAUUAAUAAAAAAAUAUCGAAAAUGUAUAAAAUAUAGAUAAAAUCAGCAAUGAUAAUAAAAUCAAAUUAUAAUCAAUAGACAAAGUUCAUCCAGAUAUGAAAGUUGAAAUUAUAAAUUGAAACAGUCUCACUGAUAUAUGGUAAUACGAUAAUGAUCCUCAAGUGUUGCUCCGUCCGUAUGGCAGAUAGUUCAUAUAUGUGAAGAUAAAAAACAGAGGAAAAAGCUGCCAAUGGUGAAAUAUUGUAUGUCCAGAUGUGGUAUAUAUUCAAGAAAAAGGUAUUUCACUCACAUUUGUUGGAGCUUGAACACUUGAGGAUCAUUAUCGUAUUACCAUAUAUCAGUAAGACUGUUUCAAUUUAUAAUUUCAACUUUCAUAUCUGGAUGAACUUUGUCUAUUGAUUAUAAUUUGAUUUUAUUAUCAUUGCUGAUUUUAUCUAUAUUUUAUACAUUUUCUAUCUUUUUUAUUAAUUGUUCAAGGGCAGCCCUUAACCCCCUUUUUUUGUAUUUUUCUGUUGCCCAAAUGGCUACUCAAUGGAAAUUCCUAAAAAUCCUUCUUAAAGGACACUAGGCAUAUGCAUAACCUGCUGAAAUAGGGCAGAUUUCAAAUCUGCCCGAUUUUUUGACAUGCCUAGAUCCUCUCAAGAAAGCUUCUCCAGCUAUCAGUAAGAUAGAAAGGGACCUGCAGAUCUGAAACCUAUUACGGAAUUAAAGAGACACUAAUUUUCAUCAUAUUUUUGACUUACCAUCCUCCUCUCUAGAAAAGAAUCUUAGAUAUUAUAAACUACUACAAAUGUUUUUUUAUCCAUAUAAAAACUGGUGGGGUGCAGCCCCAAGUGCCCCUAUGGAUAAGCCGUCACUGGCGGCCAUAUGUAAAAAUAUCACCUGGCUGACUGUACACAAUGACAAAUUAAGUGCACAAGAGACAUCAGUGAUGGCUAAACUUUGGCAUGGUAGCCAUAAUAGACUACAUUUCCUACGAUGUUCAGCGAGACUAGGUCAAGCACACCCACACAGCUCACAUACAAUUUUCCACUCUGUCCCUCAUCUCCAUGUAAUGUAUGUAAAUUUUUCAUGCUUCUUCAGAUAUCUAUGUCCUGUCUCGGUUGGAGUCCCACAAGGCUCUGUCCUUGGUCCCCUUCUAUUUUCUCUUUAUACUGCCUCUCUUGGUAAACUUAUAGCCUCUUUUGGAUUCCACUACCACCUGUACGCUGAUGACACCCAGAUAUAUCUCUCCUCCCCAGACCUCUCCCCUGCCGUCCUGCUUGCCUUUCUUCCAUCUCUGACUGGAUGUCCUCCCGCUUUCUGAAACUCAAUCUCUUUAAAACUGAACUCCUUGUCUUUCCUCCUCCUAAUACUGAUCCUCCUCUUUCGCUCUCCCUUCAAGUUAGUGGUAUCCACAUAAGUCUAUCCUUGCAAGCGCACUUUCUUGGUGUCAUACUUUAUUCUGGCCUCACCUUUGAGCCUCACAUCCAGAAUGUUGCCAAAUCCUGUAGAUUCCAUCUUAAAAUUAUAGCCAGCAUCCGCCCCUUUCUUAUGCAAGAUGCUACCAAGGUACUUGUCCAUGCUCUAGUAGUUUCUCACAUGGAUUAUUGUAACCCUCUUCUGAUUGGUCUUCUGAAAAGCUGUACUGCCCUGCUACAGUCUGUAAUGAAUGCUGCCGCCAGAAUGAUUUUCCUUUCUAGUCGGUCCUCUCACACCUCACGCCUCUGUCAGUCCUUACAUUGGCUUCCUGUAUCCUAUAGGAAUCAACCCAUACCUAUAAAGCACUGAAGAAUUCUAGCCCCUCUUAUAUCUCUUCACAGAUCCAUAGGUAUGUCCCUUCUCGGUCUCUCUGCUCUGACCGUGACCUUCUCCUGUCCGCUAUUCGCACCCGUACGGUCAGUGUCUCCUGUCCGUUGCUCGCACCUGUGCGGCCAACUCACGCUCGCAGGACUUCUUGUGGGUGGCUCCCUUCCUAUGGAAUAGCCUGCCUACCACCAUCAGACUCUCCCCUAGUCUUGCAUCUUUUAAGAAGUGUCUUAAAACCCAUCUCUUUAGGAAAGCUUAUGGGCCUCCCAGAGUUAGCUCUACCUUACAUACCUGUCUCUUGCUCUCUCCUAAAGGGCUGACACUUUACUCUCUCCUCCAGCUCUGCUUCACUCCCUCCUUAUUUGAUUAUUAUUUUCUGUCCUACUGUGUUUUAUACCCCACCUCCUAUAGACUGUAAGCUUGUUUGAGCAGGGUGCUUUUCAACCUAUCGUUCCUGUAAGUUAUCUUGUAAUUGUCCUAUUUAUAGCUAAAUUCCCCCUCUCAUAAUAUUGUAAAGCUCUACGAAAUCUGACGCUAUAUAAAUGGCAAUAAUAAUAAUAAUAUGUGUAGUGUGUGAACACUGAGUAUGUAAACAGAUAUUUGGGAAUGAAUGCAUAGACAUAUAUGUAAAUUUGUAUAUGUGUGAUCUGUACUGAAUGCAGACAUAAGGUACGUGAAUGUAUUUGCACAUGUAUCUGUGUAAUGCGAGCAUAUGUACAGUUCAUUUUAAAAAUAAUAAAUUGUAGCAAAUUAAAAACUGAAUUACAGGUAAAAUAGACAAGCUAUGGCCAGAUUUUUAAAAAUUUGACAUAUUUACCUAAGUUUAUUUUAUUUUAGUCUUUAUUUCCUUUUACAACAAUUAAGUGUUUGAAACCCUUGUGUGGGAAUGUGUGUAUGUUUAUAAUGCCUGCAUGGAUGUGUGAAUAUGUAUGCAUAGUGCAAUAAUCUAUUGCUUAUCACUUUUGUUUUAUUGUACUGACAGAAUUAGAUAGAAUACACAUUAUUAGAACAGCACACAAACAGACAAAAUGUACUUACAAAUCUUACUGCUUUAAGGCUGCUUAAAAUGAUCUGGCUGAGAGAAACUGAUUAAGCAAAACUACCAGGAACCAAGCUACAAAAACAUAGCAAUUAAUAGUAUUAUGGAAUAGUUUAGAAUGAUACUGCAACUUACCACCACCUAGGGGCAGCAACAAUAUAGACAUUUACCAACAUAUAGAAAGAUACUUCACUGCACAACCACUUAUAAUACAUCAAAGACAUUCCUGUCACUAAUAAAAGCCAUUAUUAAAAAUGCCACCAUCACAACCCCUCAAAUCCCCAAGCAAUCAGCAACUAUACUAAUUCAUACUUCCCGACAUUUCGAAUGGACAAAGAGGGACCGUUUUAGGAGCGUGUGAGUGCUGCUGUGGCCAGGGGUGGGGAAGUUUUCUUACUAAUAACAAUAUGUGCAAGUAAAAUGGAAUCUAGAACAAGGACAAUGUAUCUUUUUUACACCGAUUUCUAAACAAAUUAUUUUAGUUUAAAGCUACAUCACUUGAGAAUUAUUGCUGUAACGCUCUGUUAUACACGCAGACACACCAACAAUCUAGAGCUCCUGCAAAUGAUAGACAGAGGGAUUUGGGCCUAAAAUAGGCACUAUCCCUCCUAAAUAGGGACACAUAUGGCAAUGGGUGAUUUGAAAGGAAUUUAAUCACCGGAGAGUUUCUAUUGUUUUGGUCUUUUUGUAUAUAUUUCUUGCUGGCAACAGUGUACCCCAAUCCAUCCUGACUGGGUACUGGAAGCUUUGCUGAAUUUUGAAGAAGUUAGAAGGGUUUAAAGGGGGGCAUUGCCAUAGUUAAUUGCCUCUGGCACUGUAAAUGUAUUCAUUAUAAGAUCCCCAUCCCCAAAAUAAGUAGAAUUAUAUUUAAAAUAUUCAAGCAUGCUUAAUGUGCGUCUGGCCUUGAUUAUGUGAAGACAGUCAUCUCAUUCCAGCAAAUAUCAAGGAAGCAGCUUCCCAUUGGAAAAGAACCAUAAACCUUGCACCACAUAGAACCACUGAUCAUAGCACAUUCCGAGCCCACAACCUGCAGAUUUAAUCUUCCGUUUUCCCCAUAGUUCAUUGCACAUGAGUCUGAAGCCGUCUUAUAUGGUUCCAUGUAGCUCAGUUUGCUUGCCCUCAACUAUGUAUGAAAUGUCUGAGGCAUAGUGUGGAAGAAGAAAUUCUAGAAGCACUACUCCUUGCUGAACCAGAGGAGCUUCAAACACAAACAUGAAGUGCUCCAUGCAAACUAGACCAAUACAACAAAUGAAGACAUUUCUGAACGUAAUUUUUGCUUAGAUUACUGUAUUAUAUAUAAGAAAGCUGUGAAUGCAGAAUUAAAAAAACCUCAAGACAUGUUCUUUCUUACAUAAGAUACCUGGAUUUCUGUUCUAGGUUUCCUAAAUGUAUUUCCAAAAAAAAAAAAGGAACAUAUGCUCUCCAUAGCUAUAGUGUUAGGAGUACAAACCUGUACAAACCCCUAACGCUAUAGUGUCCUAGCUGCUAUAUAGAUUUUGGCCCACAUUUUGCAAAUAAAAAAUUUAGGAGAAAAACCUUUCCACUUUUUUCCACUGCUAAGACUCCCUGCUCCGCCUCCUGUGACAUCAUCAUGGAGGUACAACUUUCACAAUUCAUGUCCAAGCUCCUCACAAAGGUGCGUUGGGGGCAAGUUGCAUGUGAAUGACAAGUACCACAUGUGCUUUUAAUCAAAUGCUUCUAUUAGGAAAGUAUCGAAUUCAUAGCUUUACCAUGAACUGCAUUUUGUCUGGAAGACAGCCACUACUGUUGUGUUCAACUCUGCAGUGUAAACAUUGCAUUUUCUACAAAACUGAAAUGUUUUACAUUGCAGGGUUAAAACUACAGGGACCUUGCACCCAGAUCACUUGAUUGAGAUUAAAUGGUUUGGCCCUUUGACAUCAUUUUAAAUUGUUGCAAAUAUCUCCACCCCCACCUGAUUUCCACACUGAUUAUAAAAUAGGGUUUAAAUUGUAAAGAUCUGUCAUCCUCAAAUGUAAAAGGUAUAAAGUUAAGUUUUUCAACAUGACAGGUUCUGUUUAAAAGUCUUCAUUCAAGUAUAUCUGCAUAUUGAUGAAUGGCCUGUGAGCUAAUGUAUUUGGGCAGAUACAUUCUCACCUAUAACUAAGAUUUUAUAUAGUGGUCAAGUUCUAAAAAUGGAAUAUAUAAAAAUGGAUUGAUGCACAGUGUUAUAUACAGAGCACCCGGGAUUUAAAUGAUGACUACAUGCAAUAGAAUGUUCAAAUGACCAGUGGUCUAUAACAAUGUUCCUAUCUGGUAAACAGUGCUACACCUUUUACAGUAAGACAUAUGGAAACUCAGUUCCCUUUACAAAUGUAAGGCAGUUCUCAUGGGUUCCCACUGUGUUGCAACCUUUUGCAACAGUCGUUGACUUUACUUUCUAUAAUGCCUAGUAUUAGAUAGUAUUAUUAUAGUACAUAUAGCAAAUAAUAGAAAUUAUUUCAUGUCAUUCUUAUUUAUUAUUGUUUUUGUUUUUAUUUAUUUUUUAGGUACUGGCCAGUCUUCGGACUGUAAGGAAUAAUUUUGCUGCACUAACUAACUUGCAAGACCGCGCACCCAGCAAGUGAGUAUAGUUCACAAUAACUUAGAAAUGGCAAAACAAUCUGACACAAGCUUUGUUUUCUGUCUUUAGCCUUUUACCUUAAGCAGCUUUCUGUGGGAAAACGACCUACAAAGUUAUAAACAGUUCUGUGUUAUGUAUGGCGGCUCCUAUUUACUGAGCAAAAUGUUCUUUUGUUGGUUCUUUUAGUGAUAAGAACCAGUCAUUUGUUUGUUACAGGGCUGUAUACAUGUGUUACCCCUUUUAGUUCCAUAAGUAUGUGGGAGCCUCAUAAUAUUAGCAAAUCAAGGACUAAUAUACUAGACUAUAUCUCCCACAGAUCAAUCUUUUCAUGGUGGUCCUGAUAUGUUAAAUCCUAAAUAUGAGGGGUUUAUGUGCACUGAUCUAUUACCAAAUUUUGUAGAUAGUUUUAUGCACCAUGGGCUUGCGUUAAAAGAGCAGUAAGCAGAGGCAUUCUUUCUAAGUGGGAUCAGGCAGAUCCUGAAAAGAUGGGUUUUGAGGGACUUCUUAAACGAUUGAAUGCUAGGGGAGAGUCUGACAUGGGUAGGCAGGCUGUUCCAAAGGAAAGGAGCUGCCUGUGAGAAGUCUUGCAGGCGUAAAUUUGCAGUAAGGGUGCGAGCAGCAGACAGGAGAAGGUCACCAGUAGAGCGGAGAGACUGAGAGGGGGCAUACCUAUGAAUCAGGGAAGAAAUGUAAGAGGGGCUAGAGUUGGUUAGAGCUUAAUAGGUAAUGGUUAGUAUUUUAAAUUGACACCUGUAGGGUACAGGAAGCCAAUGUAAGGAUCGACAGAGAGGUGAGGUGUGAGACAGGAGCGACAGGAGAGAAAGAUCAGCCUGGCAGCAGUAUUCAUCACAGAUUGUAGGGGGGCAGUACGGCUUCUGGGGAGACCAAUUAGGAGAGAAUUACAGUAAUCCAUGCAAGAGAUUACUAGAGCAUGAACGAGCUCCUUGGCAGCAUCUUGCGUAAGAAAGGGGCAUACGCAGGCAAUGUUUUUAAGCUGGUAUCGACAGGUUUUAGCAACAGACAGGACAUGAGGUGCAAAUGUGAGGCCAGGAUCAAAAAUGACACCAAGAUAUCCAGCUUGAAAGGAUGGGGUGAGGCAGGUACCGUCAAUCUGCAGGAAGAGUGAAGGAGGAGGAUCAGUGUUGUGAGGAGAAAAAAAUAAGAAACUCAGUUUUAGAGAGAUUGUGUUUCAGAAGGCGGGAGGACAUCCAAUAAGAGAUAGAAGAAAGGCAAUUGGUGACACGUUGUAGGACAGCAGGGGAGAGGUCAGGGGAGGAGAGAUAUAUGUGGAAUCACUGCUUAGCAGAUAUACCCCAAAUGAAUGCAUGUAUUUAAUUGUGCAUUCUUUCAUUGGGGUUAUAUCUAAAAACAGAUCGCAAAACCUGCAGAUCUCUUGUCUGUAGCAUUUGCAAGCUUUCCCUUUUUAACCCCGCCCAGACUUUCUGUGUCUGUCCAAUCACAGACUUCCUAAUGCAGCUCUAUAAGACGUCUUUCCAAGGCAGGGGCUCUGAGCAAUUGUCUGCCUCUUCCAGCAAGCAAAACUACCAGGAAGUAACAGCACCGGAUGGCUGAUUGACAGCCAAUGGGUGUAACGGUUCAUUUCUAAAAGUGUCAAUUUCUAUUGAAAUCUGCACUUUUUGUAGAAUGAAAAAGAAAGCACACAUUUUUCACAUUUAAAGCACUUCAAUAAGCUAACGUGCUUCAGGUAAAAUCAUAAAUUGAGUCAAAGCCCAGAAUUCAAAGAUCCUCAGUGCGGAGUUCAAAUCAGUAUUUCAGAUGGAAGCUCGAUGUUGCCAGUUUGAUGAAUGACCAAGUCAUCAGUGGAAUAGAAGGUUGCACACAUUGACAAAUAUGAAGAAAGUGCUGAAGAUUUCUUAAUAAUGGCUGUGUUCGCUAUUGAACCCAUAUGGCCAUUGUUUGAUAAGCUAUUGAAGGUAGCCUCCAAGAAAGGCAGAGUUUGAGCCAGUGCUGUUCCUUGUUUGGGUUAAUUUAAAGACAUGGGAAGAUGUAUAUUCUAUAUAAUGCCAUCUGUCUCUGACAUUCUGUAUCUUCUUUUUGUUUAUUUUUCAGAAGGUCAACAAUGUGUAACCAAUCAUCAAUCAGCAAAGCAAAUAUACCAG